Molecule: messenger RNA, 1320 nt
Organism: Dentiscutata erythropus
Lineage: Eukaryota; Fungi; Glomeromycota; Glomeromycetes; Diversisporales; Gigasporaceae
Source: the annotation of a GenBank genome assembly
AUGGCAACAUCUUUACCAAAUACCAGUGAACCAUCUCCAAAGCUUACCGAGGUAUAUUUAAAUUUCUUAUCCGACAAAUCAAGAGAACGGCUUUCCGCAAAACCUUAUCUUUUAUUACCAAAACCAUCAAAGUCUCCUAUAUUUCAUUAUCCAAUUUAUUUGCAAAAUCUGGAUACAGAAAAAUUAUAUCUAGCAAGUCGAAAAUGGCUAGAAAAUAUUGAGCAUUUCUUGGAAGAUUUGGAUUACAAAGAAUAUUCUCGUGCAUUGGCUCGUGAAUUGGGUAUUUUGUUUAUGGAGCAAUGUAAAAAAAUUAUUCGUCUUGAAAUACAUCAUGAAUUAGUAAUCGUAGAAUUUGAUUCGGAAAAAUAUUGGUCUGAAGAACGCUACGCGUUAUUGAAUGAUAACACAUAUACAUCACUUCCGCUUUUUAUUGGAGCAAAGAAUUGUUUGCGUGAUCUUCGCGAAUUUGAAUGUCAUCGACAAAGAAAGGUAGGCAUUUUGCUAAAGAUGGCAGAAUAUUGUCAUCAUAUAGAAAAAUUAGAAGUCUCAAUGUAUAAUAGUGAUGAAUUAGUAUGUGAUGUUGAAGCUGAAGCUAUAGGUCUUACAUAUCUUAUGUUAGCACAACAAGGAUUAAAGAAAUUUGUUCAUAGUGGCAACAAAUACGAAUGGCCAGAUUCAUUUAGUAGCCAGUCAAAAACCCUUACUUGCAUUGAUUUUUGUGAUUUGGAUUUUGAUCCAGUAUGCGAUCCUUUCUUGGAAUCUAUUGCUUUAUUAAAUUACUUGCAGAAAUUGACAUUUCGAUAUUGUUCACCAUUUACUGAACAAAACAUGACUUCAUUAUGCGAGGCACGCUUUCCACACUUGGAAACAUUGCGAUUUUUUUGCAGUCAUCCACCUCUGGAAUCUUUAGUACAAUUGAUUAAUAAUGUCAAAGAUACAAUGGCAUAUUUAGCUAUUGCACCCGAAAUAUCAGAGAAUUAUGUCGAACAUGUGAAUACUUUAAUGUAUCUUCCACUUGUGAAAGCAUGUUCUGGCGUUAAAGUAUUGGAGUUAUCACGUCAUUUUUCACCUGAAUCUCUUAAAUACUUUCUUAAAAAUUCUCGAGCCCCUAUUGAAAUUCUACAUUUAGGGAGAUGUUGGAAGUUAAACGCAGUUCGUCUCGAAGUAGUUUCAGAAUAUGCAAAAUCAUCAAAUCUUAAAUUGGUUAACUUACGAUUUGUAUCUAAGAAAUUACCACAAAAGAAAAUUAAACAUCUUCAAAGUCUCAUAGAAGAAGUAAUUACAGAAGAUUCACCGAUGAAAGUAAAAAGGUUAUUAUAA